Messenger RNA from Sugiyamaella lignohabitans, 2070 nucleotides. RefSeq names its product Mit1p (gene MIT1). The record is from RefSeq and is a predicted model, not a curated record. Bases 1 to 2070 code for a protein of 689 amino acids. Lineage: Eukaryota; Fungi; Ascomycota; Dipodascomycetes; Dipodascales; Trichomonascaceae. The transcript has a single exon. Gene Ontology annotation, molecular function: DNA binding.
AUGUAUCCGCCUCCUCCUAGAAUGGAGUCGUAUCACGGAUAUGUCCGGACGACUCUGGACGCUAUUAUUUUGUUUGAGGCAUGUCGAAUUGGUCUUUUACCCCGUGUUCAGCGAAGACUUUCUGAGAAAGAACGCAAGGCAAUUCAACCUGGCUCGGUGUUUGUAUGGGAUGAACGUGAAGCUGGUAUGAGAAGAUGGACUGACGGCAAGUCCUGGAGCGCCUCGAGAGUUUCUGGAUCGUUUCUCACGUAUCGUGAAAUGGAAGGAAAGCGUGUUGAAUUGGUUGUAGAUACUUCAGUGCCUUCUGAAAGACAUCUACCUCCUGUCAACACAGACCGUCUUAUGCAGCCAGUCGAGGUGCGAAUGCCUGGUCAACCCAAUAACCAGCAAUCCGGUCAGGGACCACAGAAUCAGCAGGGGCAACAAGGACAACAGAGUCAGCAAGGACAACAGGGACAACAGGGACAACAGGGACAGAAUCAACCGUCAUACCCCGAUAACAUUCUAUCACCAGUUGAUAACCGAUCAGUAUCAUCAUCAAACUCACCUAACAACAACAACAACACCAAUCCCAACAAUACAUCUGGUGAUAUGGCUGACGAUGAUGAACACGAUGUUCACUGGAUCCCUCAGGACGGAUAUCGAUAUAAACCCAAUGGACUUAUGAAACAGUCGUUUUCAAUUACCACCUCAACCAAUCUUAAACUGCAUCUGAUUUCAUACUUUUCACGAGCCCAGCUGAAAAACGGAGAAAUGCUUCCUGUUCCAUCGCGAGAUCCUAAUCUACGAAACAUCGUGAUCCCCAAAGGUCUGUAUCCCGACCAUUCGUCUCCUUUAGAUCAUCCUCAUCCCAACACAAUUGUGCAGAUUUACACACCUGAGCGGGACUCAGCUGGCAAUGUGGUUCCAAACUCUGGCAAUCUUCAUGGCGGUCAUGGUGGUCCUCCUGGAACUACCGUUACUCAAGUUAUCUAUAACGGCACGUCGCCACGACCUGGUCAAGUUGCUAUUGGUCCCGGUCCUGGAGCUGUUCAGGGUCCUGGUCCUGGUUAUGGUCAAGUUUAUCAACCUGGUCCACCAGGAUAUGGCCAACCAGUAGGUGGUCCAGUUCAAAUAAUCGGACCCGGACCUGGUCCUCAACCUGGACCCCAUCCAUAUUCCCCACCACAACAUCAACAACAUCAACAACAUCAACAACAGCAGCAACAGCAGCAACAACAACAGCAAUUGCCAGCUCAAACAACCGUAAUCUACCAACAACAACCCCCUCAACAACUCCCACCACAACAUCAACAACAGCAGGGACCACCAGGUCCUCAACCUGUCGCAUCUCAUCAACAACAACCUCCUCAUUUAGCACCUCCCCAUCACACCCUUCAACAACAGCAACCACCACCAUCACAACAACAACCCCCUCCUCAAGUUGUUCAACAGCAGCAACUUCUUCAUCCUCAACAACAAAUGGGUUUACCACCACAACCACAACCACAACAACAGCAACAACCACCACCACCACCUCAACAACAACAACAACAACAACAACAACAACAACAAUACUUCUACGCUGGUCAAACCCAUGUUCAACCACCAUUACAACAUCCACCUCCACCUGGUCAACACCAUUUCCCUCCUCCUGGCCCCGCUACUUUACACCCUCAAACACCCCAGCGGCCUGGAAUGGUUGUAUACGGUCCUCCUCCUAGUUCGGCAGGUCCACCUAGCGGGAUCUCUACUGCCGCAACCACCCCUCUACCAUCGGUGUCACCACAAGUUCCCACACCACCUCCAUCUCACGUCACUGGAGGAACCUAUAUCAAAACUGAGCCGGGAACAACAUCCUUCACCACAACCCCAUCUCCAUUAGUUGUACAUAAGACGCCACCUCCCAUCUCCCAAACCCCUCCUAGUGGCGCUCCCGCGAUCCUGGCUCUUCCUCCCCCCGAACGCAAACCAUUACCUGCUUUCCCCGCUGGCCCUGUAGCCUCUCGCGACGGCGUCGACAAAGCUCUCUGGAGCGAAGACGCCCGUGCCAUUAACGUGCUCGACAAAAGCUUCAACUUCAGUAUCUAA